AUCAGUAUCACAGAAGACGGUGCAGCAGCAAACUUCACACGCAGCUUUGCAAUUAAAUCUGGAUAUUACCUCUGCUACAGCAAGGACUUGGCAGAAGGCAACYUGGUGGUGGACAUUCAGAUUAUUUCAGACAAAGACGCUCUUCCUCAUGGCUACAUUUGCAUACCAGAGCACCUUGAACCAAAGACCUCCGUUUCGAAGAAAAAGCGUGUGUGUGUUCGCCUCUCCCCUGUGAGCAGUGUGGACACAGCUGUGUUGGACAUCAAGCUGACAGCCAAAAGCAAAAUGAUGCUGCAACAUUACACAUAUGUGGGUGACAUCAAUGGCUACGUUCUGUGGUGCAGAAAAGGGCACUUUUCCAGCCCCGUACCUCAGCCCAAACCUCGCAAGUUCAGCCUGGACAUACGCAGCCUUUCUUUGGAACAACAAACUCCUCCCUCUCUUCCCCUCAAGCCCAGCAACCCUCCUCCUACCCUUCCAGCAGGCAGGCUGAGUCACAGACGGCACACCCUGAACGUCAAGGACAACGUGGACAAGUCUGCUGACAGCAGC
Molecule: messenger RNA, 552 nt
Organism: Austrofundulus limnaeus
Lineage: Eukaryota; Metazoa; Chordata; Actinopteri; Cyprinodontiformes; Rivulidae
Product: multivesicular body subunit 12A-like
Biological process (GO): regulation of epidermal growth factor receptor signaling pathway; receptor catabolic process; virus maturation
Cellular component (GO): cytosol; ESCRT I complex
Source: RefSeq, a predicted model, not a curated record